Pelmatolapia mariae (spotted tilapia) is the source of this 2088-nucleotide messenger RNA. Its product is annotated as zinc transporter ZIP1-like. Bases 174 to 1172 code for a protein of 332 amino acids. The record is from RefSeq and is a predicted model, not a curated record. Gene Ontology annotation, cellular component: plasma membrane. Lineage: Eukaryota; Metazoa; Chordata; Actinopteri; Cichliformes; Cichlidae. Gene Ontology annotation, biological process: zinc ion transmembrane transport. Gene Ontology annotation, molecular function: zinc ion transmembrane transporter activity. The transcript is spliced from 4 exons.
CGGGAUCAGCUGAUGGGAACUGAGUCACCACUUCCCGGAGAGCAGCACCGAGAGAAGCUCACACCGCCGAUCAGCUCUGAUACCGAGAGCCUCACCUGAGCGCGAGCCCGCGGCUGAACAGACUCUCGUCCUCAGAGCGAGUCCACGGUCGCGGUCCGGUCCAGAGAGCUGACAUGGCUGUCGCAGGCGGAGCAUCCUCCUCUGUCCUCGUGUCUUCGGCAAAGGAAACGGCGGCGCUGAAGGUGAACCCGGCUGACGUCCCCGCCCUGGAGAUCAAACUAGGAGCGCUGGUGGUCCUGCUGUCCGUCACGCUGCUGUUCGGAUUUGCCCCACUCUGCAUCGUCCGAGGGGCGGGGCGCUUCAGCGUGCAGCCAGAUUUACGGCGCCUGCUGCUGAGCUUGAUCAGCUGUUUUGCUGGAGGCGUGUUCUUCGCCACCUGCCUGCUGGACCUGCUGCCCGACUACCUGCAGAGCAUCAACGAGGCCUUCAGCAGCGCCGGGAUUAAGCUGCAGUUCCCCCUGCCCGAGUUCAUCGUGGCCAUGGGCUUCUUCCUGGUCCUGGUCCUGGAGCAGAUCAUCCUGGCCUUCAAGGACCAGACGUCGCCGUCCCCGGAGGAACGGCGCUCUCUGCUGGUGGACUCCAGCAUUCAAUCCAACGAUCACCGCCGCCGGGGCUCAGCGGACUCGGACGGUCACUUCCACGUGGACUUUGGCUCUCAGUCCGCCCUGCGCGCCUUCAUCCUGGUCUUCUCGCUGUCGCUGCACUCGGUGUUCGAGGGGCUGGCGGUGGGGCUGCUGGAGGAGGGGCAGGAGGUGCUGGAGAUCUGCCUCGCCCUGAUGAUCCACAAGAGCAUCAUCUCCUUCAGCCUGACCGUGAAGCUGUGUCAGGCCCGGCUGCGUCGCUCCGUGGUGGUCGGCUGCCUGCUGCUGUUCGCCGUCAUGUCGCCGCUGGGCGUCGGCCUGGGCGUCGGCCUCACCGAGACCAAGACGUCGCUGGGGCACCAGCUGGCCCGCUGCACGCUGGAGGGGCUGGCGGCGGGAACCUUCAUCUACAUCACCUUCAUGGAGAUCCUACCGCACGAGCUCGCCGCCGGCAGGAACCGCAUCGCCAAGGUGGCCGUGCUGCUGGUGGGCUUUGCCGUGGUGACCGCCGUGCUGUUCAUAAAACUGUAGAGGCAGACGGCGAGAGGGCGAGCUCCGUGUGCGACUUCAGAGGCGUCGCAUGGUUCAGAGCUUCAUUAGGAACACGUUUUUAAUUUCUUUGACGUUAACGAGAGACGAAGACUUAAGCCAAAGAGAAACGACGCGAGAGCGCCAGGGGGAGGAGCAGAACAACCCCGCAAACCUGAUCCGUUAAAGUUUGGCUCGUGUCCUCCUUCGAGGUCUCCUCUGACCGCCUGCAGGGUUUGACAGAAACCCACCAAUCAGACAAACUCCCGUGAGCCGCACCUGGUGACAGCGGGGAGCGAGGACUCCCUUUUAACAGGAAGAAACCUCCGACAGGCUCAGGGAGGCGGGAUGAAGCUAAGGAGCCGCAGCAGGUCAUCGAACACCCAGGGAGUGAAGAAGUGCAUCAUGGGAAGCAGGCUGGCCUGCUGCGGCGCUACCUCAGAGUUCAGGGUGCAGUGGGAGAGCAGCCAUAUUUGAUGGCUAAUAGAGGCGUGACGGCAGGUCGUCGACCCGUUCGAACUUCCUGUUUGGCAGCUUUUAUUGGAGGUUCCACGUGGAGACGCUUUGGCUGUUUAGUUACAUCAAAGAAACGACCGAUGGAGCAAAGACCAUGAUCACAUGACCGACACUCCGACCUCCUCGUGAACAAAAUCCCGAGGAAGGCCUGAAGUGAUCGACCAACCACAAACCUCUGAUGUGCUCGCCUCAGAGGAGCGUCCCGGAGCUGCGGGUGAUUUCAGUUUUUAGGACUAACGUGUUGCUAAACGAGGAUUUCCCAGCUGACGUUUGGAAAACGUUUGGAGGCGUCGGAGCCGGAGGAGAGUAUGUUUUUAGUGCAGAGCUCUAUUUUAACUGACAGCAGGAUUCAAACACUUGUUUUUUGUAAUAAACGUAUUUUUAAACAUGUAAAUUUACUGUA